Cutaneotrichosporon cavernicola is the source of this 1842-nucleotide messenger RNA. RefSeq lists its product as uncharacterized. Gene Ontology annotation, biological process: GPI anchor biosynthetic process. The transcript is spliced from 11 exons. Gene Ontology annotation, cellular component: endoplasmic reticulum; membrane. Lineage: Eukaryota; Fungi; Basidiomycota; Tremellomycetes; Trichosporonales; Trichosporonaceae. Bases 1 to 1842 code for a protein of 613 amino acids. The record is from RefSeq and is a predicted model, not a curated record.
AUGCGCGUCUUCUGGCCCAAGAACAUCGAGCGACGAACAGGUACGGCCGUGGGGUGGCGCAUUCCUCGCCCGGCCGGUGCCCAGGCUUCACUAGUGGACGUGCUGGUCGUAGUAGACGUCGUCGGAGAUGACUCGCCUCUACCAAUUGAGGGCCUCGCCCGCGUCCUCCCCCAUUCCGAGCCCGCCAGUUCGGACGGCUUCACGAUCUGGGCCGACACCAUGCCAAUAGGCUACUCGGAUCCCGCCGAAACGGUGCUCUUCACCCCCGGCCCCGAGUUUGUUAUUCCCUCCGCGGAAGGAAAGUUGGCCGAGUACGGCGCGGCUGUUCUAUCGACCGACAUUCGAGGGCUUUUGAUGCGCCUCAACGCCGUCGCAUCGGCGCAGGACGAGCUUCGCGGUGUCGCGCCGUCGUCGAUGAUCGGCCGCUUCGCGCUCCUCGUCCCAUGGAUUCAGGUCGCGGCACUGCUCGUGAACAAGCAUAUCUUUACGCGAAUGGGGUUGGCGGUUGUUGGUGGGACCAUGGCGAGCACUAUGUUCCUACUCGACAUUGUCUUGCGUCCUCCUCGACAGUCGGCCUUCCGCCUGGUCAUGGAGGGAAUAGCGCACUUUCCGUUACAGGCGCACAGCGCCUUGAUCCACCAGCUCGCGCGCCGCGCCGGCACGGUCACCACCCUAAUCGAUGCUCCAUUAGCGCUCAAGGUGCAGGUGGUGCAUUUCGCGCCCGCUGCAGCCAUCAACCAUGACAUGAUCCUCGGCGCCCUAGCCAGCGUCUUGCUACUCGCCUACCCACUCCACCCUAUGCUGCCCAACAUCGCGGACACUCUCUCAUCUCCCGUCAUUGCGGCACUGCUGUGGCUCGACGACUGGCCAUUCGGCCUCAAGCUCAACACGGGACUGAGCGCGUUCCUAUGUGGCUCGAUCGCACGCGUCCUGGAGAUCUGGCGCGACACCGCCACACCCAUCCUCAACUACGCCCUUCCUCACGUCUCCAUCGCGCUCGCUGUCGUUUCACCUCUCGGCCUGUCGUUCGGGUUUGCGCUCCUUUCCGACCUCGUUGCGCUGCUUACCCUUCAUCUCCGUCUCAUUUAUUUCGCGACGGCCGCGCUCUCACGGGUGUCCAUGACUGCGCUGUUGGGCCUCUGGGACCUGUUCCGAGGCCGCCGCUGGAACGUCCUGCGUCAUCGUACUGACUCACACGCGUUCGAGGUGGACACGCUCUUCCUCGGCACGCUCCUCUUCACCGUCACGGCGUUCUUGGCGCCCACUGUAGUGGCAUACGGUCUUCUGUUUGCUUUAAUCAACCUCGCGGUCUUCCUCGUUCAACGCGGCUUGGCUCUGGCGAUCGCCGGGAUCAACUGUUCCGUUGCCUUCCAGAUCGCCUACUCCGUCCCUCCCUUCCCUGGUAUAUGCGACGGGAUUGUGUUCGACGUCGUUGUUCCAAGCACGAGCAGUCGGGCCCCGGACGCUGCCUACCCGGUGCAACAUGCGCUUGAGCUCAAGCACUCCCAUGAGCUUGGGUACGCUGCUGCACCGUUGGUGGCGCGAUACCAGGCUCGCGGCGCGUUGAAGCAGUGCGCGUUGAAGCAGAUGCGCGUUGAGCAGAUGCCGAUCCGCGCCCGCGCCGCGUUGCUCUUCUGUCCCGUUGUCGCUGGGGCAGUACACCCGCCAUGCGCGUUCGUCAAAGUAUUGUUGGCGGCGGCCAUGCCGUCCGAGCACGCCACGAACAUGCGUGUCUCGACCGUCUCGCACAGUGGGGGACUCCACAUACCCCCGACGACCGCGCAGCACGUCGUCGCAACGAACCCCACGGGCGACGAGCAGUUCUGGAGUGUGCGCAUGUAA